Molecule: messenger RNA, 261 nt
Organism: Rotaria sordida
Lineage: Eukaryota; Metazoa; Rotifera; Eurotatoria; Philodinida; Philodinidae
Source: the annotation of a GenBank genome assembly
AUGUCAUCAGGAAAACCGAGUGGAAGUAAUACGGGAUCAAGUGGAGGUUCCAGCGGAGGUGGAAAUACAGGAGGAGGAGCAACAUAUGGCGAUACAAGUGGCCAAGCAGGCACCUCUCAACAAGGUGGAUCAGGAGGUGCUGGUGCUCCCAACAUCACUGGCACACAAGGAGCUCCAUCGGGAGGUGGAACAACAGCACAACAAAGUACUGGAGAAAGCAGUGGAAGUGGUAGCUCGGGAUCAAGUGGCUCAAAUCAUUGA